UUCCCCAAUUACAUAAAAAAGACUAUAGACUAUUCAAAAAGCCCUGUUUUCAACCUAUGACUAUGCUGCCGAAUAUGUAUCGAAAUUCGCUUACAUCCGGUUAUUGUUACCUUCAUAUGUUUUCUAUCACAUUCCAUGACGUGUGUCAGGUAACAAUUCCAAUAGGUCGGUGAGCGCUUACUUCCACUAUUCACGUCACCACCCCAACUAUCCUUCUGCAUAUAUCCUAUAUUACUCACAACUUUGAAAAGUUGAACUAGCUUUUAAUAUCCUCAUGUCCUUAGAAGAAACCGCUACCGUCAGCGUACCUGCAGAGCAACCCACCACUCCUGCUCCUGCAGAGACCGCUAAUACUGUCGUUCCUGCUGGUGAUUACCGCGUCUUUGUUGGAAGAUUGAACAGAGGCACAAAAAAGGCUGAUAUUCGUGCACAUUUUGAAACCGUUGGUGAAGUUCGCAAAGUUACGAUUCCAUUCCGUAAAAUUAAGAAGGGAACCAAGUUGGUGCCUUCCGGAAUUGCAUUUGUGUCCUUCACUUCGGAAGAAACGAUGAAAAAAGCCGUGGAGCAGUUGGACAAGUCACAGCUUCUUGAGCGUGAAAUUGUCGUCCAGCCUGCUCGCCCUGUUCAAGUUCAACCAAAAAAGAAGAACGCAGAGAAGGAGGAGGAAGAAGGCGAUGAAACGACUCCUAAGGAGUCUACGGAGACCGUUAAAAACGAAGAGAAGAGCAAGGAAGAGGUCAGCACCCCUGCUACUGCUGCUACGGAGAAGGACGAAGCUGUUAACAAAUCUGAAGAGGCUUCCGCCGACAGCGAGAAGUCUAAGAAGAAGAAGCAACAAAAGCGUUCCCCUAAGUCUAACAAGAGCUCUAGUAAGGUAAAACCUCUUCCUCCUCACUCUAUUUACGUUUCCGGUCUUUCGCCCACGUUGUCGAACGAAGGAUUGAAAGAGCUUUUUGCUGCUUACAAUCCUACUCGUGCCCGUGUGGCCGUUCGCGCUCUUCCCCCUUACAUUAUUCGCCGUAUUAAGGUCCGCGGUGAACAACGCCGUGGUCGCGGUUUCGGCUUCGUCUCUUUCGGUACUGCGGAGGAUCAAGCCAAGGCUAUCGAAGAGAUGAACGGAAAGAAGGUUGAAGACAGAGAUCUCGUUGUCAAGGUUGCCGUUUCCAAGAACGAAGCAGAGGAAGAGAAACCUGCUGCUCCUGUUCCCGCUUCCGAGGAAAGCAGCGAGAAAUCUGUUCCAGAGACCAAACCUAGUGGAGACGCUGACUCCGCUGAGGAAACAGUUGCGCCGACAAGCGCUCCUGCUCCCACAGAGACGGAGGCCAGUACUCAAGAGGCCACUUCUGAAAAGCCUGCGGCUGCUACUGCUACUGCUACUGUAGAGGCUACAGAGGCCACUAAUGAUGAACAAGCUGCAGCCUCUUCUGCAUAAGCAAGUGCGCUCCGGCUCGAUGAAUCCCUCAUGUAAAACGAAAUGAUUCUUUUUAUGAAACAUCUUGUGUUUUGGUAUCGACUUGUAAUGUGUUUAGAUUGUUAUUCAAGAAGUAGCUUUGGUCUAUUGUAAUAGGUCAUACGUAUACCUACCCUCCUACAGCUACCAAUGUGCGCGGCCGAAUUAGC
Molecule: messenger RNA, 1620 nt
Organism: Schizosaccharomyces japonicus yFS275
Lineage: Eukaryota; Fungi; Ascomycota; Schizosaccharomycetes; Schizosaccharomycetales; Schizosaccharomycetaceae
Product: single-stranded telomeric binding protein Tgc1
Exons: 3
Coding region: 275-1432 (385 amino acids)
Cellular component (GO): nucleus
Molecular function (GO): RNA binding; nucleic acid binding
Source: RefSeq, a predicted model, not a curated record